Parastagonospora nodorum SN15 is the source of this 1227-nucleotide messenger RNA. RefSeq lists its product as hypothetical. The record is from RefSeq and is a predicted model, not a curated record. NCBI's taxonomy places the organism in Eukaryota, Fungi, Ascomycota, Dothideomycetes, Pleosporales, Phaeosphaeriaceae. Bases 1 to 1227 code for a protein of 408 amino acids. The transcript is spliced from 2 exons.
AUGACGUUCAACAACUACACUUGGGUGCCUACAUUGGCCAUGAACUUGCAUUUCAACUGCAGCCAGGCAGCUACGUUAUGGGAUCUGGACCUGAACAGGAUGCCCCCUUCGCAGCGUCCUAAAAUUUAUUCUGCUGUACGAGACGGUCUGCAGGAUCAUCUGCAGAAGAACAACCUCAGUCAGCCACCCGAAGGAGAACUCUUCGUGUGGCUACAGGGAACACGUACUGUACAGAAUGCACUCGAGAUCAAUUUCACGGAAUGCCGAAACGAACUGUGUCCUCUCUGGGGCUUCGAGGGAAACUCGGAUAUCGCUGUGUCACUCUACGUCGGUGCAUUACUUGCCAUUCGAUUUGACAAGGUCCCAAAAGCCGAGAGUAGAGCUGGACUGAUAUCUCGGACGCUAUUUGCACUGCAACACUCGACUCUGGCUUUCCUCAACGCUUCAUUUGUUUUCGCGAUUGCCAUGCUAUCCGCCUCGCUGAUGUCUAUCGCGAAAACUGUGGACAACUUCACCUUCAUCGCGUCAGCAUGGGCCCUUACCAUACUCAUGCCAAUCAGCUCAGUAAUUCCCGUAGUUCUUCUGCAACUUGCUGCAUCAGAUAUGCUCAGGCGAAACAGAGGCCGGAUCCUGCUGUGGGCGCUCGUAGACGUUCUGAUCAUCAUUAUACUGGUCUUGUCAUUCAUACCCAAGAAACUUGAUCAUAAUAUGAACGGUGCUGAGUGGAAAAAGUACCAGAAGCAGGCCGAUUGGGAAGUACUCUGCAUCAAUACGCGCGCGGAAUAUCAACUGGUCCUUUUGAUAUUUCUUGCUUGGGCUUUGGCCGGCUCGCUUCUCUUGGGGAUAACGAGCUACCUUGUCGGCACCUUAGUUGCCAGAUUGCGACACUCGUCAGCAGGGAAGUUGUAUAAGCAGAUCGUUCGAGUACUGUGGUGGACAUGUCUUGUCCUCGCUUUUGUGAGCAUGUGGUUGUGUCUGAUUUGGUUUAUCCAAUUCCAAAGCUACACGGACAAACGUGCUGCGGUCGAUAACAAGGACACAGAGUGGUCUUUUGGGCAGAUUUUGGCUUUCGCAACGUGGGUUCCUGUGCUUGUUGAAUUCGGGUACCUGUGGUGGGAACGACCACUUGAUGCGCUGAACGGACGGCUCAUGCAUCCGUACGAGGUCAAGGAGGUAUCAAAGCAGACCCAAGCGUUCGAGAUGAGUCGAGAGGCAGAAGUAGUAUGA